UGUGUGUGUGUGUGUGCUUUGAAGGCGCCACGUCGGCAGAACCAGCAGGGAGAAAAGGGAGCUGCGUAGCUCCUCCGCCUGUAACUGUGAGUGAAGUUAGAAAACCUGCAGAUUUUAUGCGAUAAAAAGCCGAGAAAGAAGAAAACAGGCCGAACUGCAGCUUUUCUCUCUCACACAGACACACACACAGAGAGAGAGAGAGAGAGAGAGAGAGAGAGACACGCACACACGUUCAUUAAUCCACAGCAGAGUUUGUUUCGGAAACAGAAGCUGCUCCUGUCUCAAGUUUCUCCCUGCCAGGUGUGUGUUAUUGAGUGGAGAAGCACUGGGAACAAUGGUGAAGAAUGUGAACAGCGUUAACGUGGAGCCUCAGCCUGGGACCAGCGUGGCCCUCGACGAAUCCGAACCCUCCAGCGUUCAACCUACAGAGGAUCCUGGGAAGGACCACGUGGCGCCAGCCCCCGGCAUGAUGUGGCGGGUGACUGGAGGCCUCUUCAAUGUCACCAAGGGAGUCGUGGGCGCCGCAGUGGGCGGGGUGGCCUGGGUGGGCGGCAAGAGCCUGGAGAUCACCAAGUCGGCCGUGACCACGGUGCCCUCGAUGGGGGUGGGGUUGGUGAAGGGCGGGGUGUCCGCCGUGGCCGGCGGCGUCUCCUCGGUGGGCUCCACGGUAGCCAGCAAAGUCCCAUUCACGGCCAAGAGGAAAGACAAGGCCGAGUGAAGAGGAGGAGGACGGUGAAGAUGUUGAUUGAUGAUGAUGAUGAUGAUGGACUUUCCCCACCCUGAGCCAACAGAGAGGCUGCCAGCUGAUCUCUGUCUGCCAACAUAAACUCCACAGUGCCUUCUGAUGCCUCUUUCUCAGUCCUGAACGUGGGAGUCGCCAUGCGGAGAUCUAGACUUUGAUACAGUCAGUGCCGAAAUAAAUUCAGUAGUGCUACGAUACCACGACAACCCAGAAUCACAAGAUACUCUGAGUCGCUGAAACGCUCUGUACGGAGCGGGAUGUCGGGGAGGUGAAUAUCCGGCUCCAGGCAGAUUACGCAGACUUGGAUCCACUUCGGCACGUUGUGGACGACUUCAUGAAAUAUAUUUUAUUAUCUGUUUACAAUCCAGACUGAUGCUGUUCCAUUCCUCUUUCUUCUCUUCACUCUUUCCAAACUACACAUAUUUGGUGAGAUAUGUUUUUGAAUUAAAAAUGCUGAGUUUUAAAAAGGUAUUGAAGUACUAUUGAAAUCUGUGUGACAAGAACAUUGUGUGUGUGUGUGUGUGUGUUUGUUGAGGAAAAAAUCCAAUGUUUCAGCGUUGGAAGUGCAGGACUCAGCGUCAUUCUUCAGUCUACAGACUUCACUGUGUCUGACCUCCUUUUCUUUUUUAAAAUCCUUUGGAAGAUCCCGGGGCGGUGCUUUCACCCACCAGCCUUGGAUCUGCAUGUAGGAACACUUCCCUGACUGUAGACACAAUCACAAGUACAACAACUCCGGGCUCAGGCCUUUUCUCCACAGCUACAUUAUUGUUGAGAUGUUUUGCUUUCAGUACCUGCUGCGCUGGAUCUACACGAGUUAAAAGAUUUAAAAACAUUCACCAGCGUUUUGUUUGAUUCUUUGAUGGUUGUUUGAGAGGAAAAAUUGCCCGAUUUGUUGUCCCAAGUGUUCAGUCAGUGGAGGUCGAACUGUAGCUUGUUUUAACCAGAAGGUGAACGCUGUACUGUAACGAAGGCAACAAUCGAGAACGUUUAUAUGCAAUAUCAGCAUUUCAAUGCAACAUUCGGAGUGAGUGGGAGCUUCGGCUGAUGGGAAUUAAAGUAUGUGAAUGUCUUAUAUGUGUUGUUUGGAUAUAUCAAUAAAGUAGUUUGGAAGGUUUAAA
Messenger RNA from Dicentrarchus labrax (European seabass), 1860 nucleotides. RefSeq lists its product as uncharacterized. Lineage: Eukaryota; Metazoa; Chordata; Actinopteri; Moronidae. The record is from RefSeq and is a predicted model, not a curated record. Bases 335 to 718 code for a protein of 127 amino acids. The transcript is spliced from 3 exons.